Molecule: messenger RNA, 301 nt
Organism: Staurois parvus
Lineage: Eukaryota; Metazoa; Chordata; Amphibia; Anura; Ranidae
Source: the annotation of a GenBank genome assembly
ACUGCGGAUAUAGUACAGGAGAUGGCCAGAGACUGCGGACAUAGUACAGGAGAUGGCCAGAGACUGCGGACACAGUACAGGAGACGGAGCCAGAGACUGCGGACACAGUACAGGAGAUGACCAGAGACUGCAGACACAGUACAGGAGAUGACCAGAGACUGCGGACACAGUACAGGAGAUGACCAGAGACUGCGGACAUACAGUACAGGAGAUGACCAGAGACUGCGGACACAGUACAGGAGAUGACCAGAGACUGCGGACACAGUGCAGGGAGAUGACCAGAGACUGCGGACACAGUGCA